Messenger RNA from Colossoma macropomum (tambaqui), 1526 nucleotides. RefSeq lists its product as uncharacterized. The record is from RefSeq and is a predicted model, not a curated record. The coding region runs from base 151 to 1221 and encodes 356 amino acids. NCBI's taxonomy places the organism in Eukaryota, Metazoa, Chordata, Actinopteri, Characiformes, Serrasalmidae. The transcript has 10 exons.
GAAAGUGCUAAUGCAAUAGAUGUCCACUCAUUGGCUGUGGAAGUAGGUGUCUGUUUGCAGGAAAUGACAAAGGACAUCCACCUACAACGUAUCUGUUUCUGUGCUGCCUUCAAAUCUUGGUUGUAACGUGGUGUUAGUUACUGGUAUGACAUGCAUGAGAAGUGCUUUAUUCGGCUUUUGACAUUUUUUGGUGUGCUCUCAUCAACAAAUGGACUAAAAUGCGGAGAAACAUGUAACAGCACCACUGUCAGCGUUACUCUGGGCUCAAGCGCGUCGCUCCCAUGCCUCCUUCAGAAAACGAACCAAACAGACGAAGCAACAUGGAGCCAGAAUUCCAGCCUCCUGAGCAUCAGGCCUGAGGGAAACGUCACCUUUGAGGAUCCCAGAGGUGGCAGAGUGGUAGUGUUCCCCUACCUGUUUAACAGAGGAAACUUCUCCAUCCUCAUUCAUAAGCUGCAGGCCUCUGACGUGGGCACGUACUGCUGCAGACUAAGCCAGGAGUGCCACAGAGUACAGCUUUCGCAGAGAGAUGUACAGGGGGGAGGUAAGGCCACAGGUUGGACUUUACAAUGGUACUAUAUUGUUGCUGGAAUAGGAGGCGUCAUUCUGCUCAUGAUAGCAUGUAGCCUCGCCUUUGAAUUCAGAGGAAUGUGUCUAAAAAGAUCAACAGAUUCUUAUUACGUCAACUCGCCAGAAAUCCAGGGAGCCGAGAACAAAGAGAGAACAGCGCGUAACACAGAGAGAGAGGAAAGUGACGGUCACUAUGAAGACAUGGACGGAGAGGCACAUGGGGAGGAUUAUGAAAACAUGCAAGGAGAAGAGCGUGACAGCCGAAACGAAGAUACAGACGGAGACGAGGACAAUUAUGUAAACGCUGAAAGGGGACCGUGUGAAGGCCAGUAUAGUGGUUCUGAGAGGGCAGAACCCGAUAGGCACCAUGGACAGACAGGUCACCGUAGUAAUACAACUGUCUAUGAAAAUGAUGAGCAUGAUCCCCGCUCUGUUCGGAUAAGGCCACAACCUCAAAACAAUGCUUUCAGAGAAAUACCUGAUCAGUCAAGCUCAAGUCCAUCAUACUAUGCCAACCAGUCAGAAAUCUACAAGCCCAGCAGUGCUGGCAAGAGGAAAAAACAACGCAAGAGAAAAACACAAUCAGCUCCUUCCGAAUAUCAGUUCAGAAAUCCAAUAUACGGAGACAGCAGUAUGGUGCCCAGAACAUAGACACUCCUGUUGGAAUUAAUUGAAAAUAAGGCUGUAGUUUAAGUAUUAUAUGAUGAUAAUUAUUAUUCCAGUGCAUUUGUAAGGGCAAAAAAAUAACUCUGCCGCAAUCUGAGUGCUCUCUAUCCUGACUGGAAAGACCGACUUGGCCCCAGUCAACACCACCGAUCUUCCCAGCAUCAUUAUGACUGAAGACCUAAGCCCUGCCCAACCCUAGCUGCCUGGAUCUCACUCUGCAUCCAUGGGUUGUCACCGUCUGUGCUGGCUAGCAUGAGCAUCUGUCAUUGAUUGUCCAUUCUCCUCUAGAU